UUUUUUUCUAUUUCAUAUUUGGGGGAAAACACUCACGGGGUGGUUCGCCCUGAAUCCAAUUUGUCUGUAUGGGUAGUGCAAGUGCUAGUCUCCUCCAACCAAUGGAUACAGAUUCUGCAAUUCCUAGAGAUAGAGACUUUGGCAUCUCCCAAUUCGGGUGUGAACACUACAAGAGAAGGUGCAAAAUAAGAGCGCCUUGCUGCAAUCUAAUCUUCCCAUGCCGACACUGCCACAACGACGCCGCGAACUCUUUACCUGAUCCUAAAGAACGACAUGAUUUGGUCCGACAAAACGUCAAACAGGUUAUCUGUUCAGUAUGUGAAACAGAACAAGAGGUAGCUCAAGUCUGUUCGAAUUGUGGUGUAUGUAUGGGGGAAUACUUUUGCAACAUAUGCAAUUUCUUUGACGACGAGACCUCAAAAGAACAAUUUCAUUGUGACGACUGUGGAAUUUGUAGAGUUGGUGGGCGUGACAAUUUCUAUCACUGCCAAAGCUGUGGAGCUUGCUAUUCAAUGGGACUGCGCGAUAAUCACUCAUGCAUUGAGAACGCCACUAAGAAUUCUUGUCCUGUCUGUUAUGAGUUUUUAUUUGAUUCCGUAAAAGCUGCACAUGUCAUGAGAUGUGGCCAUACUAUGCAUAUGACUUGCUUCGGACAAAUGAUCAAUGAACAACAGUACCGAUGCCCAAUUUGCUACAAGUCAAUGAUGGAUAUGUCUUCCUCGUGGCAAUUAUUAGAUGCCGAUAUAAGGGCAGCACAGAUGCCUAGUGAAUAUAACUAUGAGGUUGAAAUUCUUUGCAAUGACUGCAAUAAGAGCAGCAAAGCUAUGUUCCACAUUCUGGGACACAAGUGCGCGCAUUGUGGCUCUUACAACACUCGCAGGAUCUCAGCUCCACAAGACGCCCUCGCUAGGUGAAACAGAGUGACCAGUUUCUGAACCUAGAGAAUAGCAAACUCUUCUUGAUUGGUUCAACCAUAAAGCAGUAAUACCGCUCUGUGUUUUGCUUGUUUACAUAAAGUGAUCCGGCAAGCGCCAUUGGGUUUGCAAUGCAGGGUUUAGUCGCCUUGUAAUUGGUAUCCCAGUUGCUUUCGCCAACUACGGUUUUCUUAUAAAGUGUGUGAAACAGGAGGAACUAUUUUAAAGUAAUUGAACAUGGCAUUUUGCGCAAAAAGUCUGAACUAUCUUCUUAUAAAUAUAAGCCCAGCUUUUUUUUUC
Molecule: messenger RNA, 1214 nt
Organism: Raphanus sativus (radish)
Lineage: Eukaryota; Viridiplantae; Streptophyta; Magnoliopsida; Brassicales; Brassicaceae
Product: E3 ubiquitin-protein ligase MIEL1
Exons: 12
Coding region: 69-914 (281 amino acids)
Biological process (GO): ubiquitin-dependent protein catabolic process; protein ubiquitination
Cellular component (GO): nucleus
Molecular function (GO): ubiquitin protein ligase activity; zinc ion binding
Source: RefSeq, a predicted model, not a curated record